AGUGCGAAGUCCAGCGUAAUGUGUGUGUAGUUUUCAAACUGGUUACGAGCGAAAGCUCGGUAAAUAUCCGAUGCAGGUGGCAACUCUUUUCCGCGAGUCCUCCACGUUACUGGGAGCGACAAUGGAAUCGGGCGGAAGCGGAGGUGGCCAGGAGUCAGGUGUCUCCAGCCUCGGCCCUGGACCAUUGUCCUACGAGUCCUACAACCACCCGGUGACCUUCUCAAAUAAGUACAAGCUAAACAUGAAACUUGAGCCCCAUGAUGAUGGUUAUGAAACUAGUGCUGAUAUGCUCUUGAACACUGCCAGUGUUACACAUAACCAUGAAGUAAAGUGUGAAAAAUUGGAAGACCCCUACAGUUUCAUUGAUGAUGACCCCAUUCCUAUGCUUCCGUCGGCUCCAGGGCCCCCUCACCUCAUGCAUCCAAUGCCACCAGUCAGCAAUCAACUACUACCUGGUCCUAAAAAAAGGGGAAGAAAAAAGAAAAUCAAACCAGAACAGCCCGAAUUUACUCAAGAUAUGAACGGAGGUAUGCCACGGCCUAUCAAAGAACGAAAAAAACAUGAUCGUUUCAACGGAAUGCCAGAAGAAGAAGUCUCCAAACGAACACUACCGGAUCAUCUCACCGAAAACUUAGAUAUAGUAAUAAUCGGGAUAAACCCUGGUCUUUUCGCGGCCUAUAAGGGUCAUCACUAUGCAGGGCCCGGCAACCAUUUUUGGAAGUGUCUAUACUUGUCCGGCCUGACUCCACAACAAAUGUCAGCUGACGAAGACUAUAAGUUACUUCAAGUAGGCAUAGGUUUUACUAAUAUGGUGGAGCGUGCGACGAAAGGCAGUGCUGAUUUGACACGUAAAGAAAUUAAAGAGGGUUCUCAAAUUCUGUUAGAGAAAUUAAGGAAAUAUAGACCUAAGAUAGCCGUAUUUAAUGGAAAACUCAUUUAUGAAGUGUUUUCUGGGAAAAAGGAUUUCAAGUUUGGAAGGCAACCAGAUGUUAUAGAAGGUACAAAUACGCAUAUGUGGGUGAUGCCAUCAUCCAGUGCUAGAUGUGCGCAGUUACCACGAGCUGCCGACAAGGUUCCCUUCUAUGCAGCACUGAAAAAAUUUCGUGAUUAUCUGAAUGGUUUAAUAACCGAAAUCGAUGAAAACGAAAUGGUAUUCAGUGAGCCUAGUCUGAAGUCCUGCUAUGAGGCGGAACCGAAACCCGAGCCGUUUUCUCCAGAACUCACCGACAUCAGUAACGCUGUGAUCCAAAACGAAGAUGGUACCAUAAUACCAUGCAAAAAGAAAAGAGGCAGACCAAAGAAAAUUAAAGUCGAAGGCGAAGAGCCACCCCCAAAACCAGUUGUUCGAAAACCUCCAGCGUCUCAGAACAAUAACUGUGAUUUCCCGAAGAAGAAACGAGGCCGGCCUAAGAAAGUGAAAGUUGAGAACAUGGAUAUGAACCAGCCAGAUAAUACAUCGACCAACAUGUCUCAGUGCUACUCGAAUCCGUCGCCCAUUCAGUCUCCCAACAACUUCUAUCCGAUGGGCCCAGCAUCGAUGACGCCCCCGAACAACUCCAGCAAUCUGUACGCCCCCCAGCCGUACAGUCAGUCCCCCAGACCCCCGUACAGUCAGUCUCCUCGGCCGACUUACAGCAAUUCGCCCCGGCCCCAGUACAGUCAAUCCCCGAGGCCCCAAUACAGCCAGUCGCCGAGGCCCCAAUACAGCCAGUCUCCGAGGCCACACUCCCAACCCUUCACUCAUUCCGACCUCAGCUCGGAAAUCAGCGCGGCCAUCAGCUCGGAGCAGUUGGGCUCUCCCGCCUCGCCCAUCGGCCCCCCGGACUUCGAGCCCCCCACUAGCAUGGCCGAUGAAGCGGAGUGCCGGCUGAGCCCCGCCCCUUCCACCAACAGCGAGCAGGCGCACUAUCACUAUCAGUCCUACAACAUGGACCCGCCUCACCCGCAGCCGGAACCGCAGUCACAGUACCAGUCGCCGCGACAGUCGCAGGAUAUCGCUUCCAAAAGCCUGUCCGGCCUGGAAUCUCUAGUCGAUCAAAUUCCCAGCAUAACCGAGGGAGAAGCGCCGCCUCCGUUGAACGAGGCGCCCGACCAGUAUGGCCAAUUCAACAACUACAGCUCGUCUUCGUCUAGAGCCAGUCCGGUGCCGUACAAUUACCCGCCGAGUUCGAGCUACCCGAUUUACCCCACUCCCACCUGGAGUGGGCCAUACGAGCCGAUGCCGCUCGGCUACCCGCAGAUACCGCCGUACGCCCAGAGCUAUGGGCCCGGCUUACACGUCCCUAGUCCAAACUAUCCGUACUACAGUUACCCCCAACCCACUCCUACCCACCCUCCCGGCUACCCUCCCUAUUUGGGAGGGUUCUGAUUGGUUUCCGUCACUGUGUUUUCAUGUUGUGUACCUGUACCAUAUGUUCAGCUAGUACCUAGCAAGUCUGUCCGCUUGAGUACAGUUGGUCACUUGCAUUUCGACAACAGAGACUUGCACAGGGUAAAUGGUGAUAUUUUUUUGUCAUAAGUAUUUUUCUCUAAACUUUGAAUGUUAGAUAGGCCGAGGGUUUUGUGCAUUAUUCUACAUUCAGAUCUCAGUCGAGUGUGUGUGUUAAUCUGAGUGUGAGGUUCAUCGUUAUAGUUGUAGCCCAUGUCAUUUCAUUUUAAAUAAACAUUUGUUAUAGCUC
Molecule: messenger RNA, 2678 nt
Organism: Phaedon cochleariae (mustard beetle)
Lineage: Eukaryota; Metazoa; Arthropoda; Insecta; Coleoptera; Chrysomelidae
Source: the annotation of a GenBank genome assembly